Eremothecium gossypii ATCC 10895 is the source of this 3588-nucleotide messenger RNA. It is a transcript of the gene TRK1, whose product is annotated as Trk1p. The transcript has a single exon. Gene Ontology annotation, molecular function: high-affinity potassium ion transmembrane transporter activity. Gene Ontology annotation, biological process: intracellular potassium ion homeostasis; potassium ion import across plasma membrane. Bases 1 to 3588 code for a protein of 1195 amino acids. Lineage: Eukaryota; Fungi; Ascomycota; Saccharomycetes; Saccharomycetales; Saccharomycetaceae. Gene Ontology annotation, cellular component: plasma membrane. The record is from RefSeq and is marked provisional.
AUGGGCCUCGCACGAUCUUUAAGUCGGCAUCCGACUAUACAGUACUUUCAUUCCACGUACAAGAAAACUGUUGGCCACAAGUUGCGGGAUGUUAUCAGCGCUAUCGUCCAUAGGCUUCAUCCCAUCUUUCGGAAGCUUCUGCCGAACUUUAUUGCGGCGCACUACUUCUAUAUCAUCACGAUGGCACUGCUUUGCUCUAUCUUAGUGUAUCCAGUGAAGAAUGCGGCUUACAUUGAUGUACUGUUCCUCUCAGCCGGCGCUGCGACACAGGGAGGAUUAAACACGAUAGAUAUAUGCGACCUGUCUCUCUACCAACAGAUUGUCCUGUAUCUUGUCAGUAUGUUCACGACUCCAAUAUGGAUUCACGGGAUGCUGGUGUUCGUACGGUUAUUCUGGUUUGAGCGGUACUUCGACGGGAUCAAAUCCUGGUCCAAGAAGAACUUCCAGAUGAGGCGGACUAGGACGUUAGUUGCACGCGAGUUAUCAAGGAGUAUGUCGUCAAGUCGUCAUUGGCCGAAACCAGACAGACACUUAAAGGGUAGUGAUAGAAGAUUAACUCGGACGUCUACUGCAACCAAUGACUUCCAGAACCGGCUGUUUAGUGGAAAAUUAGUCAAUAGGGAAGAAAGCAACGUUGCUCCAGAGGAUAAAGAGCCUAGAGUGUUUUCUACAGCCUGUUCCGAAGUGGCACCAUCGCCAUCUGAUUCUAAUUCCAAGGCAUCCAAUAGAACAAGCAGUUUGGGCACUACUAGUGUGUCGUCUGGUGUUGCCCCAGGUAGUAUUUCCAAUAAAUCUGAACCGGAUUUGUCUCGUCAGAGCCCAGCAGAACCCUUGUCAGCUAAGAGAGACAGGGAAGUCACGCCUGCGGAUUUAGUGAGGUCUAUCACGAUGAUGCAAAGCCAACACCGGAAAACUGAAGACGAGGAUGGCCCUGCUCUGGUUAUCAAGGGUCCUCAUGAGCGGACUUCUGGGCGGACUUCUGGGAAUGAAGGAGAGGACUACGAAGACGAAGGCGUUCCUUCCCGCGAUUCUACCGAAAAGACCAGACGGCUCGAUCUGCGGAAGAGACCACUAUCUGGUAGAUCAUCACAGGGAGGUAUGGCAUGGCUCACGCCAUCUCAAUCGCUGUCUGCAAUCGAACAAAGAAGGUCCGGAGAUUACUCUGAUGUCUCCUCCGCUCUAGAAACCGCCACAGAGGCUCAUGAUCAUCCAUCCUGGAAACAGGGUGGCAGAACUGCGGAACCCACAUCAGAGCUUCCACGCAGUACGACGUCGGCAGAACAGUUAGCCUCCGCGACGAAUAACGGUCCAUCAAUUCAUUUCGAAAUUGGGAAUAUGCCCCGUCCCCCAACGAGACAGAAUCUACAAAGACAUGAUACAGGCAGUUCGAAAUACGGGGAAAGUUCUGAUAAUAAGAAGUCCGGGAGACCAGGCCUUCUCCGUCGGCUAUCUGCCUCAGGUGGGAUAAAGGAUUUCCUUAUGCGCAACAAUGGCAGCGCUAGUGUCACACGGGGAGAUAACGACCACGUACCAGAUUCAGUAUCAUCUGACAAUGAUUCAGCGAUAGAAAGCACUGGUUCUGAAGAAAACGAUGAGACUGGAGAUUCCCGGAAUAGAACUUAUUUCCGACAACCGAGUAGAGAUGCCCAAACUCCUGAAAGUAUUCGUGCCGAGGACCUCAGAAGGAGUUUCAGGCGUAGAAGGAGUACAGGUCUGAGCUUGAAGAAACUGCAACUUAGCGCCAGCUUUAACAAGAUUCUCGGGGACCGUGUUCCAAAUGCGCUCCGCAGGAAGAGCAAGAGGACUAGUAACGCAUCGCUAACAUCAGCAGACCACUCUGCGGAUAGUGUGGAUUCCUAUUCUAAUUACUAUGAUCAAGAAAGUGGGUAUGGGGGCUUGGACUUGGAUGGAAAUGAGAUGAGCCACGUUAUGAGCACCAACUAUUUAUCUUACAAUCCGAACAUUGGAAGAAAUUCGAUCUUUAUAGGCCUGACAGAUGCACAGAAGGUUGAACUGGGUGGUGUAGAGUACCGCGCAACAAAACUCUUAUGCCGCAUUCUGGUGACCUACUAUUUUGGAUUCCAUGCGUUAAUUGUUAUUUUUCUACUACCGUGGAUCCACUCCAGCCAGAAAUAUAAGGACAUUGUUGCCUCUAAUGGUGUAUCGACAACCUGGUGGGCAUUUUUCACCUCACAGAGUGCAUUUAACGAUGUCGGAUUUACAUUGACCAAAGAUUCCAUGCUUUCGUUCAGUAAGGCGUCAUUUCCUCUGGUAGUGAUGAUUUUUUUUAUCAUUUUUGGGAAUACUGGAUUCCCAAUACUAUUGAGAUUCAUUAUAUGGGUCAUGUUCAAGCUCGCCCCUGAUCUCUCACUAAUGAAAGAGAAUCUUGGCUUUCUUUUGGACCACCCCAGACGCUGCUUCACGCUGCUUUUCCCACGAGCUGCAACCUGGUGGCUAUUUCUGAUUGUGGUGGGAUUGAACUCAUUAGAUCUCAUCUUAUUUAUUGUGCUGGACUUGAACUCAUCCUUAUUGAAUGGUAUGCAUGCGGGCCAGAAGGUUAUUGAUGGUUUGUUCCAGGCUGUCAACACUAGAACAGCCGGACUGGCAGUCGUUGAUCUUAGCCAGUUACAUCCCUCGAUUCAGGUUUCGUAUAUGCUUAUGAUGUAUAUUUCCGUUCUACCAGUGGCCAUUUCUAUUCGGAGAACCAAUGUUUACGAGGAGCAGUCUUUGGGAAUAUACGGAAACUUGAUGCCGAUUAUCGCUGAAGCUUCAACCACUGGCACUUCAGCCCAAUCCCGGCUAAACAAGCAUGGGAGUACCAAAGAGGACGUGAACAUUGACCAGGAACAGGAUACUAAAUCUUUUGUUAGAGACCAUUUGCGUAAGCAACUUUCUUUUGACUUGUGGUAUAUGUUCCUAGGGCUGUUCAUCAUUUGCAUAGUUGAGGGCGAUAGGAUACAGGAUCCAAAUGAACCGACGUUUGACGUCUUCCACAUUCUGUUUGAAGUUGUGAGUGCAUACGGUACGGUUGGACUUUCUCUUGGAUUCCCCAACACUAAUCAAUCAUUUAGCGCGCAGUUCAAACCGCUUUCAAAGUUUGUCAUUGUAGCAAUGUUGAUACGGGGACGCCACAGAGGGUUGCCCUACAAGUUGGACCGCGCCAUUAUGUUGCCCAGCGAUAAGCUGAAACAGAUAGAUAAUUUAGAGGAUCUAAAGUUACAGAAAACGGCAACCAGUAACAAGGAUCCUCUUCUCCAGUACUGGCGCAGAAGAGCAAAACCCGUGUCCACAGGUAUUGCGCAGGUACUGAGCCGUACUAAGUCGCAUACUUCACGGAGUUCAGACCACUCACAUAUCCCGAUUGCCGUUGAACGCGGGGAACAAGCCACAGGUGCUCCAUUGGGACCGACUGCGAGUGGCUCUAUAAAGUCAGACUAUGUGAUGCGGCGCAACUCCCACAAAUCUACGGACCAAGAGCGCUCACCUUCCACCAUUUCACCUCUACAGCCGGCAAGUGAGGAAGAUAUGGAUCCUAGUGGGCAUCCGUCCCAUACGGUGGACGCUGAGCCAAAUAAAUUUUUAGCUUAA